GUUUAACACCACCACGGCGACAUUCGAAACCGCCCUUGGCUUCUUUCUCCACCUGUCAUAUCGAUUACUUGCUGCAUUGCGUGCUAUAAGCGUUGUGAGGGCUACGUGCUGAAGUCUCGAGGUAUUCGUCAGCGUUUGCGAGGUCGUCUAGGCAACACCACUUCUAUCCCACCAAACCCCUCAUCUAGGCCUCUACGCCAACCUCCAAACUCGAAUUCCACACUCCUCGCCACUCGAGCAAUUCACCUCCCACCCCUCUCCAAGAUGUCCAACACCGACUUCCUCGGCCGCGCCAUCGACGUCGUCAAAAAAGCCAUCGAGAGCGACACGAACGGCGACUACGACAAAGCGUACCAACUCUACUACCAGUCGCUGGAACUCUUCAUGCUCGCCCUGAAAUGGGAGAAGAACGCCCGCUCCAAGGAGAUGAUCCGCGCCAAAGCAUCGGAGUACAUGGAGCGCGCCGAGAAGCUAAAACAGCACCUCGCCGACGCGGAGGGGAAGCAUAAGAAACCCUCCAUGAUGGGCGCUGACGGGUCCUCGCGCGGGGGCAACGGCAAGGCCAAGGACGAGGACGAGGGCGACGCGGAUAACAAAAAACUACGCAAUGCGCUGGCCGGGGCGAUCUUGCAGGAUAAGCCGAAUAUCAAAUGGGAGGAUGUUGCGGGGCUGGAGGGUGCGAAGGAGGCGCUGAAGGAGGCGGUGAUUCUGCCGAUUAAGUUCCCGCAUCUGUUUGUGGGGAAGAGGCAGCCGUGGAAGGGGAUUCUGAUGUAUGGGCCGCCGGGGACGGGGAAGUCGUUUUUGGCAAAGGCGGUGGCUACGGAGGCGAAUAGUACGUUUUUUAGUGUUAGUAGCUCGGAUUUGGUGAGUAAGUGGAUGGGAGAGAGUGAGAGGUUGGUGAAGCAACUCUUCGCUAUGGCCCGCGAAAACAAGCCCUCGAUCAUCUUCAUCGACGAGGUCGACGCGCUCUGCGGCUCCCGCGACGAAGGCCAAUCCGAAGCCUCUCGCCGCAUCAAAACCGAGAUGCUAGUUCAGAUGGACGGCGUCGGGCAAGAUUCUCGGGGCGUCCUCGUCCUCGGCGCGACGAACAUCCCGUGGCAGCUGGAUAAUGCGAUUCGACGCCGCUUUCAGAGGCGUGUCCAUAUCUCUCUGCCCGAUUUGCCGGCACGGACGAAGAUGUUUGAGCUGGCGGUGGGGACGACGCCGUGUGAUCUUACGCCAGCGGAUUUUAGGAAGCUGGGGGAGCUGAGUGAGGGGUAUUCGGGGAGUGAUAUUAGUGUGGCGGUGCAGGAUGCGCUGAUGCAGCCGGUGAGGAAGAUUCAGAUGUCUACGCAUUAUAAGAAGGUCGAUGUCGAUGGCGCCGAAAAACUUACUCCCUGCUCCCCUGGCGACCAAGGCGCAAUCGAGAUGUCCUGGACAGAAGUCGACAGCGACGCUCUCCUCGAGCCCCCUCUCCUACUCAAGGACUUCAUCAAAGCAGUCAAGAGCUCGCGACCAACAGUGUCGCAGGAGGAUAUCAAGCGCAGCGAAGAGUGGACCGCCGAAUUCGGUAGUGAGGGCGCGUAGACGUUUGUUGUGGGGAAGGAGGAGUUGUCUGGAUGUGCGCAGAUAGCUUGGUUAGGAUGGGGUUGGACAUUGAAGCGCGGCGUUUGGGGAAGGGGUGGGAGCAUUUGUUUAUAGGAGGGUAUACAGAGAUGAGGAGGGGAUAUAGAAAAUUAUACAGAAUUAUUGAGUAUAUGUUAUGCCCACAGAACAUACAGUUAUAGCCACAACAGUCACAGUAUUCACGGCAGCA
This is a messenger RNA of Pseudogymnoascus verrucosus, 1795 nucleotides long. It is a transcript of the gene VPS4, whose product is annotated as AAA ATPase. Gene Ontology annotation, molecular function: ATP hydrolysis activity; ATP binding. The transcript is spliced from 3 exons. Bases 265 to 1566 code for a protein of 433 amino acids. The record is from RefSeq and is a predicted model, not a curated record. Gene Ontology annotation, biological process: vacuole organization; endosomal transport. NCBI's taxonomy places the organism in Eukaryota, Fungi, Ascomycota, Leotiomycetes, Thelebolales, Thelebolaceae.